Molecule: messenger RNA, 757 nt
Organism: Camelina sativa (false flax)
Lineage: Eukaryota; Viridiplantae; Streptophyta; Magnoliopsida; Brassicales; Brassicaceae
Product: protein JAZ13-like
Source: RefSeq, a predicted model, not a curated record
UCGACCAAAGAGAGUAAUAAUAUUUUUAAGAAGAGAGAAUCAUGAAUGGUUGCAGCUUAGAUCUCUGCCUAUCUCCAAUGACCCCUACGCUUCAAUUUUGUCGCCAAGAUUCUACGGUUAGUGAUCAUUCAUCAGCCAUGAAACCUAAGGACAACAAUGCAUUUUAUAAUGAAGGAUUAAGCGAGUACGAUCUUGUAGAGAUCCAGAUAAGGGCAAUAAUAGAGAUGGCAAGGAAGGAUCGUGAAGUAACAACAUUGGAGUUAGCACCGGUGAGAAUGGAAUCGCCGUUAGGUUGUUCGGUGAAGAGAUCCGUGAAGAGGUUCUUGGAGAAGAGGAAGAAGAGAAGCAAAACUAUUACACUUACACCUAGAGGCUCCACCUCCUCAUCCUCCUCCUCUCCUCAUAAUUUCUAAGUAUCAACCAACAAAAAACAAAAUGGGUUAAGAAAAAUCUAGCUAGCUCUUGCUUCACUCUCUUGUCAUUUUUCUCGAUACUCGACGAUAUGAAUUUCGAGUUUUUUUUGGUUUUUAAAAUCAAGACGUUGCACUGGUACGAGCACUGAAGCUGGUAUUAAAACUAGGAUCAUUUGGAUCGUUUGUAUUAGUUUUUUCCUUCCCCAUUCAUGUAUUAAGUUUCACACUUGUCUUGCAAUGGAUUCAUGAGGUUGUCCAUUUUUUUCCAAGUUAGCUCUAUGUAACUCUUCUACUUUUUUUUUCCUUUACAACAAAAUAAGAAAACGCAAGCAUUGAACUCGCUG